GUGUACAUGUUUCUCAUAAGGAUGCACCAUGAGUUAAAACACCUAGUGUUCACAGACCCACCCUUUCUUUUCUAGUCCAUAGGACUUUUUAUGUUAUGCUGUUAGUCAUUAAAGUAGUGAAGCCUCCUUUUAUACUUACUAUAUAAAAGUUAAAUAUAGACUGAUACAUCUACAUGUUUAUAUUUGGUUCUGGAGUUAAAAGACUGACCUGUUACUGAUUGCUUAAUGAACGCUAUCUGAACAUCUCACGCUGAGUUCAGAGACACAUAAUGGCUUCUCGGGGGAAAUCAGAAACUGGGAAACUGAAGCAGAACAUGGAGGAGCAGCUGGACAGAUUAAUGCAGCAGCUACAAGAUCUGGAGGAAUGCAGAGAAGAACUUGAUGACGAAGAGUAUGAGGAAACAAAAAAAGAGACGCUGGAGCAGUUGAACGAGUUUAAUGAAUCUUUGAAGAAGCUCAUGUCCGGAAACAUGACCCUCGUGGAUGAAUUGGGAGGGAUGCAGCUAGCUAUCCAAGCUGCUAUCAGCCAAGCAUUUAAGACCCCUGAAGUUAUAAGACUGUUUGCAAAGAAGCAGCCUGGGCAAUUACGUACAAGACUAGCAGAGAUGGACCGUGAUGUGAUGGUAGGGAAACUUCCCAGAGACGUGUACACUCAGCAAAAGCUGGAGAUCCUCACAGCCCUGAGAAAACUGGGCGAGAAGCUUACGGCAGAGGAUGAAGCUUUUCUAACAGAAAAUGUCAGUGCCACUCUGAGCCAGUUUGAGAAAGUCACAGCGAAUAUGAGAUCUGAAGAUAAGAUCAUGGCCUUAGCUAGCUCUGGAGUUGAAAAGACCAACACCUAGUUAUCUCCUGUAGUGUCCUGUUAUUAAUCUGUGUGUGUGUGUGUGUGUGUGUGUGUGAUUAUAUUUUUAAACAGUGUUUUAAUGUUAUAUUUAGUCCGACAGAUUUUGGCUCACGAUUCUCGAGUGCCAUUCAGCACAGUUUCAUACAGUAAUUAUGUCAUUAUUUACAUGUUUAUCUUAAAUCACAUUACAUUUCAAAUACAUUUGUGUGUGAUUGUACAAUUUCAGUACAGUAAAGUGAAAUUUAGGAAGUUCAUGAAAUAAGCAGAUCAGAUUUCAUGUAUAAUAGAUACCUUUGGUACGGUGUGUUAGAUGAGUUAUAUUUCGCAAAGUCCUUCCUGUGGCUUUAGGAAAAAUAAAUGUCUUGAUGUUUGACUGUAUUGAAAAUUUCAGAUAAAAAAAUUUCUUACAGGUCAUUUUUGAAUGUCUUACUUUUAUAAUUCUUCAUAAAAUGAUCUAUUUAUGAUUCAUUUACAUCAUUUAAUUUGUAUGUCUUUUGUAUGUUUUAGUAUUCAGAUCCUCAUGCAUUUUAUUCAUGAAAAUGAGACAUUAAUAAUAAUUGUACCUUUUCCUAAGAUGAUUUUGUCUUAUGUUAAUACACUCGAAAACCUAAGGAAACAAUUCUCAUGUAUGUAUUUUUCAGAAGAAAUCAUUAUAUUUAUGUCAAUUUGUAAUCGUGAGGUAGAAGAUGGGGAAGUAGCCGAUAUACAAGGUCCUUUCACAUGAAUGAUACCUGUAACAAAUUAAACAUCUGAGUCACA
Molecule: messenger RNA, 1603 nt
Organism: Tachysurus vachellii
Lineage: Eukaryota; Metazoa; Chordata; Actinopteri; Siluriformes; Bagridae
Gene: lzic
Product: leucine zipper and CTNNBIP1 domain containing
Exons: 6
Coding region: 270-842 (190 amino acids)
Molecular function (GO): beta-catenin binding
Source: RefSeq, a predicted model, not a curated record